AUGUCUUCCUCCAAACUGUUCCCGCCCUCAGACGCGUCGCGUCCAAGAUCGGGGAUUCUUACACCUAGUUCCGAUGGCUCUCUAAACUCCAAACAUGGAGCAACAUCACUGCCCGAGGCAAGGGUGCAGAGGAAGCGAAGCGGCUCUCACGCGCUUGGGGAUUUACUCAAGAACCCAAUCGUAGUCAAGGCGCAUCCCCCAAGCUUAAUCGCGAAGCCAUGCACAUUGCAACCGCUCAUGCUCUUGCCUCGCGAAUACCUUCCUCUCUCCUCCCUCGAUCUCGGCGCGCCGCACAGCGACCUGCCCUCCAGCCGCUUUUACGAAUCACACAUCAAGAUCCUCGACCUCGAAGACCGCGUAGCGGAAAGGCCGAGCCUUCUCCUUGCGCGCAACGACGCCUCCAAAGCACUUUACGCGAUCGAACGUGCCGCCACGUCCGAAAAAUCGCUGUACGCGAUUUGCAAACUUGGUUCCUGGGUGGACUUGCUAGCCCUUUCAGCCCAGGCUACGGUUACGGGGAAGCAUGUUUUGCGCAUGCGUCAGGUUGAGGAGGCAAAGGAUUCCCAGUUAUUGCAAAAUCAGCAAGAGCUGCCCAUGAUGACACCAGGUCUGCAAAAGGGCCACAAAGACAAGAGAUUGGCGAUCGAGGCGUUGCAAUCGAUUGUACGCAAACGGGGACGUUCGCAGUCCGUGUCGACUUUCGAGGAGGCGACGAGGGCGGAGAAGAGGACAAGGUCGGAUGAUGAUAAUGCGUUGAGACCCCAGACUCCGAGUGGUCUCAACCCAAGUGUUAACCCGGUUCAAACUAUCGAGGCGAAGCCCGAACCAGCGGAAUGGCUCGAAACGCACCUGGAUGCCGUGGAAGCUGCACCGCAGCCGGAGCCGGCCCAGGAGCCCAACGCACAGCAGACGGCCGGUGACAUCAUGGAAAACAUUAGGGCGCAGUAUACAGAGGCGCUCUAUAAGUCAAUGGGUUCUCUGGCGUAUUUUGCAAAGGGGCCGCUGUCUCGAGCGCGAGCCGCAUUCCACCUCGACUGCGACGGCACCAUGAACAUGAGUGACCUCAUAGACUUCCUCAAGAGUCUCGUUAUGUCGACUGUCCAGAUUGACAAGAAAUAUCGCGAGACGAUACCCGACAUAAUCUCCAAACUGAAGACCCAUAUCUACAGCUCCGACGAAGGUAGUGGCAAGCCGAAGAAGAGAAAGUCAAAAAAGAUGAAGCUGGGCAAGGACGGCAUGUACCCGGGUGAGGACGACCAUGUCCGCAAGUGGUGGGACUCGAACAAGCCAGAGCUCCAAGAUGACGAUAGUUCAAUCACACCAGCUCAGAUCAAAUCUCAUGUUUCGCUCCUCAGAACCAGGGAGACGCAGUUGCAGAUGAUUCUGAUUCUGGAGAUUCUCGCGCUGGAGCCGCUGCGAGCCGCCGAUGGAGAGAGAGAGUCUCAACUGCCAGGCUUGCCAGGUGAGGAGGCGGAUAAGGCUGCCGAAACCCAGCCGAAGAAGCGCAGCAAGCACAAUUUUCCCGUGCUGGCAGAUGUCCAUGCUGAUCGAUUGUGCAUUUGGCAAUCGACCGCCACGGACGAAAUAAGAUUGCUUGAGGAUUCCCAGGCAUCUGCUCCUGUGGAUGGAGCACCGGCCCAGAAGGCGUCAUCAGAUCCCCUUAAGGACUUCUGCACCGACAUCAUCAUGCCAUUCUUCGCUGCUCGACUCCCCGAUAUUUGCGACUCCAUCAACCGUAAGCUUGGCGGUCCUAUUAUCAUUGCACCGCCGAAGCCAAAGACAAAGCCCUCGUCUAGUAAAGCGGGUUCAAAGCCUGGGGCUGCUGCAAAACGACCCGCUAGCGUCAAGCCUGCAACAAAGAACAUCGAGAAGGCCUUGUUCAAGGAACAGUCUCGUCGGAGUGUUUCCAGGGGCCCCGGCAAUGCUAUUGCCUUGUUGAGAUCCGCAACAUCAGCCAACAUUCCGGGAUUCAAGCGGGAUAACAGCGACCUCGACCGAAGGUCCUCGGUGGAGAGGAUGGGGCUGCUUUCUAGGGGCAACAGCAUGACCGCCCUAGAUGAUGUCAAGGCGCAAAAGAAGGCCAUGGUGGAAGCGGAGCUGAAAGAUGCUAUUACGGCUCUCAGGAAGCCGAAUCGCGAGAUGGCAGGCAAGGCCAUUGUUGAAGAUGCGGAGAAACGAGUCUUUGGUGGCUUGUCUUCGAUUAAGAGUGCGUAUUCCUUCCUCGGUGAGUAUGUUCGACGUACUGACCCCUUACCAGAAUCGAAAAAACCGACUCGGCACCCGCUCUUCGAUUCGGUCCAGGUAAAGGUAACGCCGGCCAACCACCGCUUUCGGGAUGCUCUGGCGGAGGAUUCGAAAGGUGCCAGCAGCUUGUCGAUUCCGAUGUCCAGCAUCCCCCCUUCUAGCGCAUCAAGGAUACCCUCAACUGGACCACGGAGGGGACAUAUCGAUAUCCUGGGUACCACCCCCUCUUCGGCCAUCCAAGCGACGCCCGUAAAGCGGAGCGCGCCAGUUGAAGGACCUUCGCCUGACGAUGAGCCUGCUAUACCGCCCUCAUCGCCGCUCAUGAUGAGGAAGCCCGCGAGGAGCCAGCAUUUGAGUGUGUCUAGAAGCGUGAUUCUCGAGCGGUACGAGCCCAUGCGAUCACCAUCGCCGGACGUCGGCCUACCGGCAACACCAUGCAAGCAGAGGACGAGAGACGUGAUGACAGACGAGGUGGCGGCUACGCCGAUGGCGACGAGGGCGCAUAUACCAUCCUCCCCCCCGCAACCCUCACAACCCCCGCAAGAGAAGCCCAAAUCGAUUUAUGAACGGCUGGGAUGGGAUGACGACUUUGACGACUUAUUAUGA
This is a messenger RNA of Colletotrichum truncatum, 2850 nucleotides long. The record is from RefSeq and is a predicted model, not a curated record. NCBI's taxonomy places the organism in Eukaryota, Fungi, Ascomycota, Sordariomycetes, Glomerellales, Glomerellaceae.